GGCGCUCGGGACGCGGCGAUGCCGGAGCGGGGCGGCGGCGGCUCCGAGCGAGCGGCGCUGGCCCUGGCCCGGCUCUCCGAAUGGGCGGACGCGCACCUGGGGCUGCUGCGGGGCCUGAUCGCCGGCGCGGCCGUGGCCGGGGUGCUGCUGCUGGCGCGGAGCCUCCGUGUGACAACAAAGUUCACAAAUCCUUUGGAUAUACCUGUGGAGUUCGUAGAAAAGAAUGUGAAAUUGAGAGGGAAAUUACAUCACAUCACGGAGAAGGGCCUGGAAGUUGAGCACAUUCCCAUCAGCAUUCCUUUCAUCACAGCCAUCCAGAGAAAAUGGCAGCCAGACGGGCUCCUGCUGCUCCGCCUGGCCGGGGUGGAGCUGGCUCCGGGUGGCACGGCCUGGCUGCAGCGGGAGCUGCCCCCCAAACAGCCCCUGUGGUUCCAGCUGCUGGCCAGGGACAGCUCAGCCCUCGAGUGCCUUGUUUUCGUCAAUAAGGGUGGAUUUCUCAGCGUGUGCUUGAACGAAGAGCUCUUGAAACAAGGGCUGGGCAGAGCAGCRCGGGUUGAGGGGCUGCCCCACCACUCCCGCCUCUACUGGAAACUGCACAAAAGGCUCCUCCGCGCUGAGUUAAAGGCUGUGAAGAAAAAUAAAGGCAUAUGGAAAGAGCAGAGCUACUCUGAAAGAAUCCAGGAUCACAUAAGCAGCAAUAAAUUCCUGCAGAGGCUGAAAGAGUUUGUGAGCUGGGUUAGAAGCUCCAGUGAGAGGUAAAAAGUGGGGAAUGCAGUUCCCCAAGGUGUGGGAUUUGUGUGUUGUGAUCACAAAAGUGCUGUGAUGUUGAGGGUCCCUGUCCUGAACACAAACCCCAYAGUUCAUGGGUUACAUGGAACAUAAACCCCACAGUUCAYGGGUUAUAUGGAAUAUAAACCUCACAGUUCAUGGGUUACAUGSAAYAUAAACCCCAC
Messenger RNA from Malurus melanocephalus (red-backed fairy wren), 953 nucleotides. It is a transcript of the gene MISO1, whose product is annotated as chromosome unknown C3orf33 homolog. The coding region runs from base 19 to 759 and encodes 246 amino acids. The record is from RefSeq and is a predicted model, not a curated record. NCBI's taxonomy places the organism in Eukaryota, Metazoa, Chordata, Aves, Passeriformes, Maluridae. The transcript has 5 exons.